Molecule: messenger RNA, 441 nt
Organism: Opisthorchis viverrini
Lineage: Eukaryota; Metazoa; Platyhelminthes; Trematoda; Opisthorchiida; Opisthorchiidae
Exons: 1
Coding region: 1-441 (146 amino acids)
Source: RefSeq, a predicted model, not a curated record
AUGCUCAAAUCAUGCACGUCGAAGGCUAAACAUCGCUCUAGAACAAAAAAUUUCAACAAUGCCAUUCGACAUAACAGUGAGACUUCUCCGGCCCGUAGUAAACCUAGUAGUGAUCCGACAAAUGUCGCCAAUUGCACCAACUGCUGUGAAGACUUUUCUACCUUUUAUCCAUUCAGUUUCAACAUUUUUUUGCCUGGAACGAAGGAAGUGGUGCGAGAGUUCGUUGUUUCUCGACACCGUCUUACCACUUCCGGCUUACGAUGUCGACUUCGACUGGGGCUAAACACCUUCGACACUGGAUGUAUAUACGGCAAAGAACGCGUGCUCCGAGUUGAAGGCAUGAGCAAAGAUGAGGUUAUCAAAUGUGUUGACCUACUGGAUUCGGUCUUCCCCGACUGGAAGGUUUGGAGACGUGGUAAAAUGGAUUCUGACCUCAUUUAA